Molecule: messenger RNA, 1863 nt
Organism: Malaya genurostris
Lineage: Eukaryota; Metazoa; Arthropoda; Insecta; Diptera; Culicidae
Product: glycerophosphodiester phosphodiesterase 1
Exons: 5
Coding region: 195-1238 (347 amino acids)
Biological process (GO): lipid metabolic process
Molecular function (GO): phosphoric diester hydrolase activity
Source: RefSeq, a predicted model, not a curated record
UGUGUGGGUGCGAUCUGCCUCACUUUGAGAUUUUUGACAGAAGUAAUCUAGCUUUCAGAAGUUUCGAUCCUCGAAUGUUUCCAAAUUUCUCUGUGCCGAAGGAACCUAGUGAAAAUGUGUUGAUUUUUUAAUAUAAACCCCGUUCGAGAGUUUACCCGUGUCAGCUGCUAUCUAAUGCAUCACCGACUGACUGCAUGUAUCUUUCGACAAUCUUCAAAGUGUUGAAAAUGAUAUAUCAGUGUUUUUGGUUCUUCACGACCUGCUUUUCCUUCCUCUUCAAUGCCCUAUGGCUAUGUUGUAAUUUCGCCUCAGUCGGCAUCCCGUGGCUUAUGCUGUUAUUCUUUCUGAUUUGCAUCGCUUCCAAGUUUGUAAAACUGAAAUGUCCUGCGGGGGAAGUAGUUCAAUCGAUGCUUCAUAGAACCGAAAAGGAGGUAGGCUCCGAAGUGCUGUACUGGCCUAUCGUUUGUAGGGGUGGGGCAUUUGAUGCACCAGAGAAUUCACUUGCGGCAAUCAAUCAAUGUUUAUCACAAAAGUGUUACAAUAUUCUACUUGAUUUAAGCAUAACAAGCGAUGAUCACUUGGUGGUACUUCAUCGAACGACUUUAGAGAAAGCGAAUAUAACCGAGCCCAUCCACAAACUAAAACUAAGCGUGUUAGAACAUUUUAACAUCUCGGAGCAUCAUCCUCUAGGGCAACAUUUCCAACUAGAGAAAAUCAUUACAUUCGAAAGAUUACUGAAGUUGCUAGAAACGAACGAACUAACAGUGUUCCUGCUAGCUUCCCACACCAGUACCAAGUUAACUGAGUUGCUGCGGGAUGCGAUUGCCAGGAACUCUAUCUUUACUAAGCGAAUUGUUUUCUGCUGCUCAUCACCGGUAGCUAUUUAUCAGUUACGUCAGCACUGCCCCGAUCUAGUUUGCGGUUUGUGGAUGGACAAGUCUACACUCUCCCGUACCCAACAGUAUUUAAACGCAUCGACAAUUUUGAUGUCUAUCUAUGGUGCCAUCUUUCGCAACAUCGUUGCACCUGUCAUCGGCAUUAGUCUAGUGUUUAUCCACAAAGAAGAAUUCAACGCGCAAAUAUCAACUCUUUGGCACAACGUCGGUGUGCGACCCAUAGUUUAUACAAUCAAUUCUCCAAACGAAAAACGAUAUUUUCAGCAAGUAACGAAAACACAGUAUUUGACCGAUUCACUGCGCUCUGAGCCGCAAAUCAUCUUCAAAACAAAGCGCAAGUGAGCAGAUAUUGUGAACUAACGGUUCUAGUGAAUUCGGGAACUUCGUACUAUUGCGGCAGCAUUUAUUUAUUUAUUUGUAACCUCUAGUUUAGUUUAGCAUAAAGUCAGAAACGAAUCGUCGCGUACGGUGAAUAAUGUUGCUUUUUUACUGAUGCUUUAACAAUUAGGUCUUCAAAGAUUGCAGCUUAUUUCGUGUCAAGCACUAUACAGCUAACGAAUAAGACCGUAUUUUUACAUUGUAUUUAUCUCGUGAAGUUUUGUGUACCUUUUAGUUUAAUCUUUUGUUAGGUUCGAAUCGUACCGUUUUUUUUCAAAUGUGAGAGAUAUAUCCUUUUUUAUACUAUUUUAUUUGUACAUAUGUGAUGUAUUGUUCAUGUAACAACCCAGUAUUCAUUUAGAAUAUUUUUUCUGAUGGCUAUUUUUAAAAUCAUGGUCAGCUUGUCCAGGAACUUUCGUAACAUCAUUAUUUUAGCUGAACGAAGUGGUAUAGUACUAUGAUGUAUGAUGUUUGCAGUGUUUUUUCACAUUUUCUGGCUUCUAAUAUUCACGAAUGAAGUGAUAAAAUUGCUUUUAUGCAUCGAGAAAAUAAAUUAUAUAAUAUUUGUUUUGUAUCAAAAUGUGCGAAU